AUGUCUUGGAAAAUCACCAAGAAAUUGAAGGAAACCCACCUGGGCCCCCUUACGAGCACCUUCUCUCGAUCUCCAUCGACCUCAACCAUCACCGACAAGGACGAAAAGAACCAGCCUAGCAUUGCGGGAACUGUUACUCCGACGAACGAAGGCGCCAUCCCAUCCGAAGCCAUUGGCAGCGCCCUGAGCAUAGCUGGUUCAGUCCGACCCACGUCGGCCUCACAACACGUCUCCGGCUCUUACAUCAAUGGCAGCAAUCGCCCCCAGACCUCGGGUGGCGGCUUUACCAACAUUCCCACAAAUCACGGCCGUAUCUCGGGCAAGUAUAUGCCUUACGCACUUCUCGAUUUCGAUAAAGUCCAAGUCUUUGUUAAUUCCGUUGACGGUAACCCCGAGAACCCGCUAUGGGCUGGUCCAAACACCCAAUACAAGUUUGAUGAACGUGCCAACUUUGCCGACGACCAAAAGUCAAGCAAGAAGGACAAGGAGAAGGCUGCCGCGGCCGAAAAGGCGCUUGGGCAUAGCGGCGUCGAGUGGGUUGAUGUCCAAUAUGGUACAGGAAAGCUCAAGAUCGGCGUUGAGUAUGUCGAGAUCCGAGCCGGCAAGCUGAAAAUUGACGAUUUCGAACUUCUCAAGGUCGUUGGCAAGGGAAGCUUCGGCAAGGUCAUGCAGGUGCGCAAGAAGGAUACCCACCGAAUCUAUGCCUUGAAGACUAUCCGAAAGGCCCACAUUAUCUCUCGCUCGGAAGUCGCGCACACGCUCGCGGAGCGUUCCGUCCUCGCUCAGAUCAACAAUCCUUUCAUUGUUCCUCUCAAGUUCUCGUUCCAGUCUCCUGAGAAGCUCUAUUUUGUCCUCGCGUUUGUCAAUGGUGGGGAGCUCUUCCACCAUCUCCAGAAAGAGCGACGAUUCGACGUCAACCGCGCACGUUUCUAUACUGCAGAGCUCCUCUGUGCCCUAGAGUGUCUUCACGGCUUCAAUGUUAUCUACCGAGAUCUGAAGCCGGAGAAUAUCCUUCUCGAUUACCAAGGUCACAUUGCCCUUUGCGACUUUGGCCUUUGCAAACUCGACAUGAAGGACGAGGACCGGACCAACACUUUCUGCGGAACGCCCGAAUAUCUAGCCCCCGAACUUCUCUUGGGAACCGGAUACAACAAGACAGUCGACUGGUGGACCUUGGGCAACACCAACGAGAUGUACCGCAAGAUUCUCUCAGAGCCUUUGCAUUUCCCCACCGACAUCCCGGCCGCAGCCAAAGAUCUCUUGACUAAGCUCUUGAACCGCAACCCCGACGAGCGUCUAGGAGCUAAUGGCUCUGCCGAAAUCAAAGCCCAUCCUUUCUUCCACGCCAUUGACUGGAGGAAGCUUCUCCAGCGCAAGUAUGAGCCCGCAUUCAAACCGAACGUGGUCGACGCCCUUGACACCGCCAACUUCGACCCCGAGUUCACGUCCGAGUCUCCCAAGGACUCGUAUGUUGAGGGCCCCCUGCUUUCUCAAACAAUGCAAAACCAGUUUGCCGGUUUUAGCUACAACCGGCCAAUCGCCGGUCUUGGAGAUGCUGGCGGUAGUGUUAAGGAUCCCUCAUUCGUUGGCAGCCUCCACGAUCGCCGUUGA
Molecule: messenger RNA, 1611 nt
Organism: Parascedosporium putredinis
Lineage: Eukaryota; Fungi; Ascomycota; Sordariomycetes; Microascales; Microascaceae
Source: the annotation of a GenBank genome assembly